AUGGUUUUAAGUCAUAUGAAGGAGUUAGCUGAAGCUUAUUUGGGGAAGAAAGCAGAAAAUGCAGCAAUUAGUGGUCUAGUUUGCUUUGGUGAUUCAGAGAGUCAGGUCAACAGGGACGCAGGAGCCAUAGCUGGCUUUAAUAUCGUGAGAACCAUGUAUGAGUCCGCUGCUGCAGCCAUGAUCUAUGACCUUGACAGAAAAGAGAAAUACAUGCUGUUCUUUGAUGUGGUUGAUUGUCCCUUGGAUGUGUCUAUCCUGAAUAGCCAGGAUGUAAGAGUCACAUCUGGUGACAUCCAGGUGGCUGGAGAAGAUUUGGACAGUCACAGCCUCAGCCACCUAACAGAAGAGUUCUGA
Messenger RNA from Chrysochloris asiatica (Cape golden mole), 354 nucleotides. RefSeq names its product heat shock-related 70 kDa protein 2-like. Gene Ontology annotation, cellular component: cytoplasm. Lineage: Eukaryota; Metazoa; Chordata; Mammalia; Afrosoricida; Chrysochloridae. Bases 1 to 354 code for a protein of 117 amino acids. Gene Ontology annotation, molecular function: misfolded protein binding; heat shock protein binding; ATP-dependent protein folding chaperone. The record is from RefSeq and is a predicted model, not a curated record. Gene Ontology annotation, biological process: protein refolding; cellular response to unfolded protein. The transcript has a single exon.